ACGUGGCGGCUGCAACAAAAUGUGUAAAUAAUUUUACAAAAAUUACAUUGCGCUUUCGUGUACCUAUUUUCUAUAUCUAAGCUAUGUAAAAUAUAAGUGCAUCUGGUUGUAAAAUUUGUCGCCGCCGCCAUAGCCUCCACCAAGUGCGAAUUAUGGUGUUCGUUAUCGACAAUUUUUUUUAAUGACUACUAAGACUUCGUAUGUAUACAUAAUACAUAUUAUAUAGUUAUUGGUAUUAUGAAAAUAUUCUUCCCCUGAACAGCCCCGCGUGGUUGUAGAAAGAAAUGAAGCGCAAACGACACGAAAUUGACAAGAGUGGUGGUGGUAGGCUGGCGAGCCGGUGAACUUCGGUCGGAGAUGGAACGGCGGAAGCGCUUCCACGUCGUGGUCUCCUUGGAAACGUUAACCGAAGCCAUUUUUGGGCCAAUAACUAUACAUCGGUUUUUUAAUACUCUAAAGUUAACAAUUGGUGGUGACGGCAACAAGCCAUAGGCCAGACGCUAAACACAGUACUGUUUGAAGCGCCCUAACCUAACGCUCCACCAUCAUCUCUGAAAUAGAUGGCGUUACGGUCACUUUGUUAUCAUUAUAUCAAUCGGUCUACCAUUAAUGACGUUUACCGCCAAAAUUACACUAAGCAGAUACAAGAAUAUGUACAACAUACUAUUAUCUAUCAAUGUACAAUCGAAAAACGAUGGAAAUAUUAUUAUAAAUUAUAAUAAUUAUAAUAAAGUCAAUAAGUUAUACACGUUUUAAUGCAAUUUUUUACCAACAUCGGACACAGCAGCUUACGUUGAACUUAUAUUUCUUCACCAAAAGUAAUUAGUCUACCGUUGGAUGUCAUGAAUUCCGACGAUGAAGAUCUUAAAGCUUUGGAGUUGUUCCUAGAUGCCGAGAUCGAUAAUAAUCCCGUAACGACGCAAAAAAUCAUAAACCAUAAAGAGGAUGUAAUUAAAGACAAAGUUGAAAAAAGUAGUCAACUGCUAGAGAAAUCUGGAAAUGCAGCUGGAACAUUUAGUGACUUUUUCAAAUCAAUGAAGUCGAAAAUUGUAGAUUUAGAUGAAGUGUCAGUUACAAGUGAUCCAAAGAAGAAAUCCAUGUCUAAAAUACCAAAAUUUGGUUUUGAUCCCACCGCAGAUCCUGUGUUUGGCUUAUGUAUGAUCAAUCCAUUGUUAUCAUCUCAAACAAUUCAAGAUAGAAUGAUUGGAAAAAUACCGGUACCUGUCAGCCAAGUGAAAAAACAUCUGAAGUCUGCAAACAAUUCUGAUUGGGUUGUAGCUGGAGUUUUGGUAAACAAAUCUCUUCCCAAGACCUCACAGAAAGGUUCUACAUUUAGUAUAUGGAAGAUAAGUGACUUAAAAGCGGGUAUGAGUACUGUUACAAUAUUUUUAUUUGGCCGCUCACAUGCUGACUUAUGGAAAACAGACAUAGGAUUUGUUGUUGGAAUACUGAAUCCAAAAGAAAUGGAUGGUAAAGAUAAGAAGGAUGAAGUAGUAUUAUCCAUAAAUAGUGGUGACCAAGUGAUGCUAUGGGGCAGAUCCAAAGAUUAUGGGACUUGUAAAGGAAUUAAGAAAAAUGGAGAUAAGUGUGAUAUGUUUGUAAACAUUAAUAAGUGUGAUGUUUGUACAUUUCAUGUAAAACGAGAAUAUAUUAAGCAUUGUAGUCAAAGAGCAAAUAUUGGAAAUUCUAGACCAACAGCUGCCCACAGCUUACGAGAUAAAGUAUUGGGCAAAAAUGAAGUGUUUUAUGGUGGUCAAAGUUUUGUGUCUACUAAAUCCAAUCAUUCAAAAUUGAUGAAAGAAGACCAAGUUAAGCUUCAACGAUUGAAUCCGGCUAAAAAACCAGCAUUAAGCCCAAUUGAAUCUCAUACCAUAUCUCGUACAACUAUUGCUAAUCGUCGAACUACUGCUAUUAAAGACUUUGUUAAUGAUAUAAAAACCAAUGAAAUAAGUGGAUCAGGAAAAAAGAACAUUGAACAUAAAGAAGCCCAAAAAAUGUGUACAUUCAAAGAAAUAUUAGGUAGCUCAGCAAAUCUUAAAAACUUUGGAUCUCUGCAUCCAAAGUGUGCCAAAGUAAAUGCAUUGAAAUGGAUUAAAUCACAUGGACCAAUCCAAAAAGAAAAUCCCAAUUUAUUUGAAAAAAGUAAGAAUGGUGGUAAUAAAAGAAAAUUGCCUGAAGAUAUUAUUUUAGAUAUGGAACAAAAAAAAAAAGUUGCUAUUGAAGAAAAAGUUUCACCAAGAUUUUUAGAACUAAUGAAAGCUACGUCUCAGAACCAAGACCUUAUUGAUACAGCUCAGCAAGAAGCUGAGGACAAAUAUUUUGAUCAAAUGGAUAAAAAAGAAAAAAUGGAAUAUAAAAUGAUGAACACAUAUAAGGUGCCAUGCAAAGCUGUACGUUGUCUAGUAUGCAAAUAUACUUGGUUUUCAGCAUCUGAAUGGUGUAAAAAUGAAAAACAUAUGUUGCGUGUACUUGACGCUACUAAAAGGUUUUUCAAAUGUAAUGACUGCAAUUCAAGAAUUGCUUGUUUGACAAUGUUCCCUUUGAUUUCGUGUAAAAAUUGUAAUGGUUCCAAAUGGGAACGAGCUCCAAUGAUGGGUCAUAAAAAAGUUGAUGAAAUCCAUUUAAGUAUUCGUGGAGACGAACAAACAUUCUUGAGCUCUAUGCAACCUAAACUCAGUAUAGGCUUAAUGGUGGCAGAAGAAGAUUGAUUGACAGUAAAAUUAGUUUAUUAUUCCUUAUAUUGCUUAAUUGAAAAGUUAAUUUGUGGUUUUGAGUAAAAAGUAUUUAAAAUAACUAUUAUAGAUUAUAU
Melanaphis sacchari is the source of this 2809-nucleotide messenger RNA. RefSeq names its product protein MCM10 homolog (gene Mcm10). Gene Ontology annotation, biological process: DNA replication initiation; DNA replication. The record is from RefSeq and is a predicted model, not a curated record. Gene Ontology annotation, cellular component: nucleus; replication fork protection complex. NCBI's taxonomy places the organism in Eukaryota, Metazoa, Arthropoda, Insecta, Hemiptera, Aphididae. Gene Ontology annotation, molecular function: DNA replication origin binding; single-stranded DNA binding. The coding region runs from base 843 to 2708 and encodes 621 amino acids. The transcript is spliced from 7 exons.